CAGACUUAAACAGGAAUCUUUUCCUACAAUUUUAAUAAAAACGCGUCAGCAGAGCUUUAGAAUUUGACCUGAACGAGAUGAAAGCAUGGACCUAUUGCGGCGCGCUACAUGAACAUGUUGGAUUAUGUUUUUAUGCAAACCAACACAUGCUUAAACUCUGAGCUGCUUAACUAUAACACCCCAAUUAAUCACUUUAGUAAAACUCAGGGUUUCCUCAGAAUUCAAUCAGAAGACCGAAACAGGACAGUGUCAAGCUAAAAUUUAAGAUUUGGGCUGGAUUAAAUCCGCAGAAAGGUCAUUUCUGAAUCUCUGACAGGCAAACAAAGGCUUCACUUUACAGGCUGAAGGAAGUGGCGCUCACCUAUCUGGACUGCUCAUCUCUGAGCGCCAUUCUGACAUGCACAGAAUUUAAAUCUCAAGCGUGACAGACCAAAUCAAAUCAAGUUUGAAAGAGCCGUAAUAAGAUCUUAACAGGUGAUCUUAAAAAGAGAAAAAGAGCAUGAGAGGCAGGAUCUGCGGAUAAAACCUUCAGUUUAUAAUAACCAAUCCUUACCACAGAAUCUGCUCAGGUAUAAAUUCAAAAUCAGUGUUAAAUAUCACACGCAGAUUUUUGAUUUCAUGAAAGGUACCAGUUCCAAAGUUGAUCUUCUGCAAGUACCAGUAUGACCAAAGAUGAUUAGGUCAGGUUUUAUUUGUCUCACACUGUGGUCAUUCAGUGCUUCCAGCGUUUGAUUAAAUCAAGAUAAGAAAGCAAGAAAAAGGGAUUUUACAAUUUAAUUGAAUCGGAUUUGUUCUGAAAAAAGAUAUCAGUGAAAUGUAGCUGAGGGGAAGCGUGUAGUGGGAGAAAGAUAUGGGCCCGAGAAUUGAGCCUUGACGCACUCCGGCCAAAAAUGGGACCUAGUAUGAGACACUCACAGAGGUGCACUAUUUUAUUAUGUAAAAUCUGACAUAAUUCAGACAUAGUUCUCCAGAUUAGAGAACCAAAUAUUGUGGUCCACUGUGUGAGCAUAACUUUUGUGAAACAAAGAAGUAACAGCAGCUAAAGCAACAGAAUCUGUCGCUAUUCAAACAUAUUUAGUAUCUUUUGGGGUUUGUGCGUUUGAGGUCUGUUGGAGGCUUUAUUUUUUACUUCUGUCUCAAUCUUGGCUCCGUACUGCAUUUGUGAUCCUGCAGCUUUAGUCUGGGCUCACUCACUGCUCUGCUUUGUCCUGGCAUGUUCGCACACUCCCUGUUCCUGCACUUUGACUGAGAAACCUAUUUCACCUCUGCUGUGCUGCAGACUCUGUUGACUCCAUGGCCUGAUGUGCUUUUCUGUUGCAGGAACAAACUGCCACAUCAAGAGAGAGUUGAUCAAGAAAGGCCGAGCCCUCCUGUGGAUUACAAAAGCCAUCAUGGCCGUUUCUUAUACGAAGCAUACAUCUCUCUUCCCCCUGGUCUUCCUCCUCUGUGCCCCUCUCGCAUGCCAGUCCCAAAACACCACAAUAAACUCCACAACCACUCCCUCAAACAUUACCUACCUGACGGGUGUGCGAGGCUGUGGAACUGGACUGAAUCCUGAGUACAGGUACCUGUGUGACCGCCGGGCGGCAUGGGGCAUCGUGCUGGAGACCCUUGCCUCUGCAGGCUUCCUGUUGAGUAUAGGUCUCCUUCUGGGCCUGCUGCUCUGGACCUUGUGCACCUGCAUGUCUUCUCGGCACAGCCGCUGCGGCACAGUAGGGGGCUCAAUACUCUCCAUGUCCUUGUUCCUCCUGGCCACUGCCGGCAUCUUCGCCAUCACCUUCUCCUUCAUCAUCGGCCUCACGCCCCAGACCUGCCCCACCAGGGUCUUCCUCUUCGGGGUGCUCUUCGCACUGGCCUUCUCCUGCCUGCUGGCUCGCUGCCUCGCGAUGCUGGGUUUCGCUGCCGCUCGAGGCUGGGGGGAACCAGGCGUGGCGUUGGGGCUCUUUGCCGUGCAGGUCAUCAUCUCCACAGAGUGGCUCAUCAUCGUCCUGGUGCGGGACCAGAAACCCUGCGAGUACAGCCAGAAGGAGUUUGCCAUGCUGCAGAUCUACGUGCUCUGCCUCUUGCUGAUCAGCCUGAUCCUGUCCAUGCAAAUCCUGUGCCGCUCCUGCUUCACGUACAGCUACAGCUACACAGGACCCACCAACCAGCAGUGGAGGGCUCAGGCUGCAACGCUUUUCGUCACCCUGCUGCUCUCCGCCUGCAUCUGGGUGGUGUGGAUCGCCAUGCUGACUAGGGGGAACCCUGAGGUGGACCGCCGGCCGGUCUGGGACGACCCGGUGCUGAGCAUCGCCUUGGUUGCAAACGGGUGGGUGUUGGUGAUCGGGCACGGCCUGUCCCAGGUCGCCUUGUUCUGCAGGGGGGAGGCCACAGCGCAGGAAGUUCCUCUAAACUUUGUAGGCUGGACCAGCCCCAACGCCAACAUUCCCGGACUGGAAAGCCAGAAGGAAGGAAAGGAAAACGGAAGCUUUGAGACCGAUGGCGAGAACAGGAGAGGCAGGAGAGCUGAGCCAGCGCUGCGAUCCCCCUACGAAUCAGGCUUCUCCAUGACGGAGAUCGACCCCAACAAGGAUUACACCAUCCCUCGCCCUCAGACCACCAACUUCAAUCAACCCUAUGACGAAUACUAUGGAGAAGAAUAAAAAUACAUCACGGCUCACCAAUGCACAUGCAGAAAAUCCACCGCAAGACCAAAGGGUCAUGGACGUUUAUAUGUGCAAAUGUAAAUAUUGUUGGUGUUUUGUUUCGUAAGAUGAAAUGCUUCCGUAAGUGAAAUGGGAAUCAGACGUCUGACGAGGUCGGAUGGAGAGCAGAGGAAUCGAGUCUCUGUCAUUAUAUGUGGUCACGUUCUGUCCUGAUCAGAGAUGUAUAUAAAAGCCCCCCUGAGGUGAAAAAGGAGGCGUGAAACCAUCACAGCAAAGGUGCCAAAAGCGGGUUGUCAGACAGGAGAAAGGCCAACGGAUGAGAUGAAACCGUGAGGUGGGAUCUGAGAGACGGGAUGAGAUCAGAUGAGAUGAGAUGAGAUGAAACGGACGACAGGACAGGACUGAGUGUGCCAUUACAGACUUGCAUCCUCUCACUGAGAUUUACAGUUUUGCUGUUCUGUGGUUGUUCCUGCACAAGGUAGAUUAAGUAGAUGUGCACCGAUUGCAUUUUUAAAAAGCCUGACCUGUUAAUUUUUUUUUUGGCUGGAAGUUGCUAAAUAUAGUGAUAAAGUCACGAACUUGGUAACAGUGGGGUGACUAUUGUUAAUUGGUGGAUGAGAUCACAUGUACCGUCCGUUUGCCCAAAAUUAAGAAAAUUGGGGUGGAUUUCAGGGUGAAGCCCUGAAAUUAAGAUUACACCGAAAGAUGUCUGCCGAUAAGUUGCAAUUUCUAUAACAUAUAAAAUAUUUUGUCAAUAAAAAGUUAUUUUACAGAG
This is a messenger RNA of Poecilia latipinna (sailfin molly), 3420 nucleotides long. Its product is annotated as retinoic acid-induced protein 3. The transcript is spliced from 3 exons. Lineage: Eukaryota; Metazoa; Chordata; Actinopteri; Cyprinodontiformes; Poeciliidae. Gene Ontology annotation, cellular component: intracellular membrane-bounded organelle; extracellular exosome; plasma membrane. Gene Ontology annotation, biological process: G protein-coupled receptor signaling pathway. Gene Ontology annotation, molecular function: protein kinase activator activity; G protein-coupled receptor activity. The record is from RefSeq and is a predicted model, not a curated record. The coding region runs from base 1302 to 2642 and encodes 446 amino acids.